Molecule: messenger RNA, 5464 nt
Organism: Lates calcarifer (barramundi perch)
Lineage: Eukaryota; Metazoa; Chordata; Actinopteri; Centropomidae
Gene: cabp5a
Product: calcium binding protein 5a
Exons: 7
Coding region: 3660-4211 (183 amino acids)
Molecular function (GO): calcium ion binding
Source: RefSeq, a predicted model, not a curated record
CACAGACAGCUGUUUAUCAUGAGCUAGUGAACUGUCGGUAAACUUUAUUUCAGGAUUUCUCAUGAUCACCAAUUUAUGUCAAAUUAGAAUAUGUUCAGUGGGGAAUCAAAAACACAAUCAGCAGAUACUCUACUUUAGAAAAAUGUGUGAUAACACAUUGUAAAGUAUUCUACAGAAUCAAAAGAAGAUAGGCUUAUUAGGCAUUAAAAUGUUGUGAGGUUUAUAAUAUUAGCCUAUGUAUUAUAUUAUCGGACUAUUAUUGAUGCAGUAAUGUGAAAACAGCAUUUUAAUGCGAUGUUGGUUGAGGAGAGUUAAUAAUUGAACAGAUGUAUAUUGUUUUAGGUCGUUUGCUAAGUAACAAGAAACUGAAGAUAAAUGUAUUUAACUAAAAAAGUAUCACAUUUCCUUCUGAAAUGUGGUGAAUUAUAAGUAUAAAGAGGCAUAAAGUGGGAAAUACGGUAGUUAUGUAAAGCAUGUGCAUCAAAAUUGACCUUAAGCACAGUGACUGAGUUAAUAUUUUUUGCCUCCAACCACUUACAAUUAACAUGUACAUCUUUCUGCCAAACUAAUCAGGAUUAAGUCUAAUGUGCACAUCAUCGUGAAAAUUAUUAUAAAAUUUGAGGAAGCAUGUCUUCACAAUGUGACUUUCAAUCCAAAUCCAAAUCAACAUCUGGGAGUUAGCUCAGUUCACUUACAGUUGUUGUCUUGCAAAAGGAACCAGUGGACUAAAAUUUUUGUAAAUUAGCAGCUUGAACUGGUUGAGACUCCAAUUCAAGUUUUAGGAGUAAUUUAUAAUUGUCUGAUAGUUACUUAGUGGUGACAGAUAUAGAUCAGCUCUAUGUGUGGUGACAUACAGUGAUUUAGUGAAAUUGGAAUGGGAACAGAUAUAACUUGGUGUCAUACAUAUUGGGCGCCUGUCCAUUUUAACAGAGGCGGAUGUUUGGGAUGAUAGAUUAUUAUUUAAUCCCUGCCAAGAAACAAAGAUGUAAUAUAUUUCUUUUAACUAUUGCAUAAUGUAUAAUUUGUGUUGUGAAAUAGAUAUUCAUGAUCUACCAUCUCUUUCCAGCCAUUUUCCAAAUUGCAAUUUGCUAAUAUUUGCCUGUAUUCCUUGAAAUUGCAUAUUCCAAAUUGCAAACCAAGAAAUAACCAUGGGCAUAUGUUGCUUAACACAUUGGGUUUAAGUCUCCAAAAGCCAAGUAAACUGAUAAUGUUACACUUCUUCUGUCACUACUUAUGGAGAUUUUGUUUUUUUCUUCUGUCAAGUUAGUUUGGUGUCAAACUGAUGUGUGUCCGUCUGCACACACAGACAGACGCACAUCAUCGCAGUAACACAUAUGUCUUAUUUGGCCCAGCCUCUGCACUCAUAAUCCACUCAGUAUAAUCUCUGUAUUGUGUAUUUUUUAGCUGACACACCACAUGCACAAAAAGCACAAUAAAACCCAAACAUUUUCCCUCUGUACCUUUUCCCCUGUGCCUCAAGUCAAACUGUCUCCAGUCAUCAGGCUGUGAUAUGUCAGAAAUAACAAGCUGAUAUAUGCCACAGUGACUCUUUAAAGUUAUUCACUGAGGCUGACUAGACAGGACAGGUUUUCUGACUUCUACAUCUGUGCUUUUGUGUUGUAAUAACAUCUUAAUUUUUUUAGUAAUCCAAAAGUUUAACCUGUUUUUCCCUCAUCUUUUAAAUCCUAACCCUUUCUUAAUUCCCCCCAUUCCCAUAAGGAAACCCCAGCAUCCUCAAACCUUUUACCACCCAGUCACCCUCCUCUGUCUCUUCUCAGGUUUCCUCACCCAUAUUCCUCUUGCCCUCCUCUCCACAGGCAUCUUUUCACAGCCGUGGGUGUGGCCUUGCAUAACCUCUUAGCAGGAAAAAAAGAUAAUAAAAUCAUUACUAGCUCCUGCAGCAUAGCCCAGCGGAUUAUGCUUCUUAUGCAAACAGAUUUUUGAUGAAUUUACAUAACAGGGAAGCAAACAGAGGGGAAAAGGUCAGAGCAGAGGACACAGACACACACACACACACACACACACACACACACACACACACACACACACACACACACACACACACUAUCAAGACCUGGUGGUUCAGCUCAGUCAGACAGUUCAGACUGGGCAUUAACAUGCUUGCUGUAGGAAGUGAAGAUUGACCCUGAGGCAUUAAUUCUGAAUAUUGUCAUCACAGUAUUUCAUGGAAGAAAUAAUCCUUAUUUUCACGCAAAUGUAACCAAUACUCUACAGAUUAUCACACAGUGGGAUAUUAGCUGUAAUCGGCCUGUGGCUCUUUAAUACAACCAAAAUCUGUUUUACACAACAAGGCACAAAGGAUUUAAACAAGCCUUUAUUUUUUUAAUUAUUUCCACAAUAUGUUAACAAUCUUACUUAAUUUGUUGAAGCACUCAUAGAGAAAUAAAGCUUUUCCCCGGAGAGAUAAUUCAGCUGACCCAAUAAGAACUGUUAUGAGUGUCCUGAUCUAGAAAAAACUGUGCUGCUGCAGAAAACUCACCUGUGAUAUUCAGCGUUUGGUUGGCUAUUUGUCCAAAAACAUGUUUGCGCCUUUACAAUUAAGCAAAAGGUUUGUUAUUAGAAUUAACACUGUGAUAAUAAGUAUACGACCUGUGCUGUGAACUUUAAUCUUUACCAGGAAAUAUUAAGUGGACAUAAAGGUAAAACAUAUUAUAAGAUUAUGGUUGAUCAUUUUAUUUAAUUAUUCUGGGGCAUUUUUGCCUCCUCUUAGAAUUUUAAAAAGUUCAGAUUGUGUAGGUGAGCAUGACCACAUAUCACUUUGGCAAAAUCAAACAAAAAAUAACCAGAUGACAAGACAAAAUGCAAUGGAGAAACAAUAAAUUAGCUUUUUCCAUGACAUAAAAACCUGGACAACAUCGAAUUUCUUUAAAUUUUAAUGAAUUACAUGUCGUGACAGAAUGUUUUGCUGCUUUUUACUGCUGAAAUAAUCAAGCAAUGAUAAAAAUCAAUGAGCUUUGUGCUGUCAUUCAAAAUAAACAAGAAUUUAAAGAUGUCACUCUGGGCUCUGAUACCUUAUGAUAGGCAUUGUUCACUGCUUUAUAUUGUGUUAAAACACUCAGUGAUUUGUUGCAAAAAAUAGCUGAGAGAUUAAUCAAUAAUGAAAAUAAGGCAGUUGUAGCCGUACUGUUUUUAUACUGUCAUUACAAAGUGCUGAAUCUGCUGAGUAAAACUCAGUGUGCUGUAAUUAAUUCACAGUAAACAAUAGGGCAAAAACUCUAAACAAGCAACUGUAUCCCCUAACCUGUAAACGGAUAGUAUCCUAUUUCCUCUGCCAGCCGUGGGUUCAGAUGUCAGUAUAUUAUUCAGUAUGAUGUCAGCCCUCAGCUGGAAACAGGGCUGCAUCUCUUUGGCUUUCAUAUGAACCUGCUGUCCUCCCAUCACACCGCUGACUCCACCCCACCCCCCCACACCCUUUGCGAGCAUACAAGCCUGAAUGCAGCCACACCUCCCCUCAUACAACCUCCCAGCAUCCCAGGCAGGCUGGGCAGACAGGGUCGCUGCGCGCUGAGAGGCAGGACUGUCCUGGGCUGAAGAGGGACGGGACUGAUACUGAGAGGGAGAUUAAGAAACAGACGGAGCAUAGAGGGCUCUUUGUACUGCACGGGUCAGCUGCUGAGUCUUGACUUCAGGGGUCGUGUAUGAUGCGCUUGGCUGAUGAACAGAAAUCACCAGAGGAAGAAAUGAGUUUUGGGGCAGCGUGCAUUUUCUUGCGAGGCGGGAAAAACAUUUCAAGAGACCUGGCUGAUGAUGAGAUUGAUGAGCUUCGUGAUGCGUUCAAUGAGUUUGACAAAGACAAGGACGGGCUGAUCAGUUGUAAGGACCUGGGCAACCUGAUGAGGACAAUGGGUUACAUGCCCACUGAGAUGGAGCUGAUUGAAUUGAGCCAAAACAUCAACAUGAACCUUGGGGGCAGAGUCGACUUUGAGGACUUCGUAGAACUGAUGGCGCCGAAGCUUCUGGCAGAAACAGCUGGGAUGAUUGGCAUGAAGGAGCUCAAAGACGCUUUUAAAGAGUUUGACAUGGAUGGAGAUGGAGAGAUCACAACACAGGAGUUGCGGUCAGCCAUGACUAAGCUGAUGGGAGAGCACAUGAGUCAAAGAGAGAUAGAUGCCAUCGUGAAAGAAGCAGAUGACAAUGGAGAUGGCACAGUAGACUUUGAAGAGUUCGUCAGAAUGAUGUCCCAUCAAUGACAGUCAAGGAGAAUGACAAUCAAGGAAGUACCUCUGCUCAUCCGCAGAUAUGCAUGAAUAAUGAUGCUGUCUUUAUCUAAAGCUCUUUCACAGAUUAACUUGUACAUAUUCAAUGCAAAUGUAAUAAUGUUAAAAUUCCAAGAAAAAUCAAGCAAUAUCAAGUCGUUCUCAGAGAGAAUAUGCAGCUAUGCAAAUAUUGACAAUUAUGUACUGAGACAUUUUUAAAUACAUGUAAGAGUAUUGAAAAGAGAAAUAUUGUUUUGUUUGAUGAUAUAUAUUGUUAAUACACAGAGUCAUUAUGGAUUGCUUUGUUGAACUAGUUGAUUUUUUGAAAUGUAUAAAUUAGAAUACAUUUAUUCUUAUUGAAUUACUCAGAUACCUAUGCAUUAUUCUUAUCACUGAAACAAUGUAAAACUAAAUAUUAAGUUAGCAAAUAAUAACAGUUAACAUCAUUACAGUGUAUAUGUACAUAUGCAAUAUUUAGCCUGGACUUGUUGUAACAUGUAACUGCUUACAUGCUUCAUUUAUGAAUGGAAUCAUUCAAGUUAAAUCCUGGUAACAGGUAUUUGCAGAUAUCUGCCUUUGGCAAAGAACAAAAUAAAACAUCUAAAUAUAUUUAAACCUUGCACAUGAGUUUUGUGUGCCACCUGAAAGGACGCCAACGACACUGGGUGUACAUCAUUCAGCAGUUCUGACUUUGCCACAUACAUGACAAAAGAUUAAAAGGCCACCUUAUAAUUUGGUUAAAUAAUCAGAAAAUAAAGAGACUUAACAUUUUACUUGUGAGUCAAACUCUGUCAUGGCACACUGAAUUUUCAGAAAACUUUUUGACCUGGCACAGGAGGUAAAGCACAAGUGUAAAUAAUAAAAUUCAUAAUAGCUGAAUUCCAAUUAGCUGCAUCAGUUUUUGGUCCUGGUAUUGUGCAUGCUGGCUCUGCUUUAUUGCUAACACCUGUGCCUUUCCAACUAUGUCAAGUAAAAAGUAUUGCUUCUGUGCUAACAAGCAAGGCAAAUGUGGAAUGUAUUCUCAGUAUGACUUCCAUGAUAAAUUAACUUGCUUAAUGACAGGCAACUUGCUGGUUGUAUAAUAAAUUGACGCAAUAAUCUAUGGAUUUCAUGUAGCAAAGAGGGGAUUUGGAAAGCAAAAUCAUCAGUGAUGCUGCGCUGUGCCGUGAGUAGAAAUGUUGAGGAUUGAAUAAUUUCUCUGCCUGGCUUUGGAAGAACAUCGGGAUAAAGAGAUUGUGUGACCAAAA